Hyalella azteca is the source of this 840-nucleotide messenger RNA. RefSeq names its product cuticle protein CP575. The record is from RefSeq and is a predicted model, not a curated record. The transcript has 3 exons. The coding region runs from base 70 to 372 and encodes 100 amino acids. NCBI's taxonomy places the organism in Eukaryota, Metazoa, Arthropoda, Malacostraca, Amphipoda, Hyalellidae.
GGCGCCCGACCUUGUGCCAUUCCCUCGCAAACCUUUGCUGUAACCGCGCACUCUCUCAAAACCGCCGUCAUGAAGACCCUGUUGUUUGCCCUGUUUGUGGUUGGCUUGGUGGUGGUGGUGCGCGCCGGUGACGUCAUCGAUCUGGACCUCGACGACUUCGAACACAACCAAGAUGGUGACGCUGGCCACUCGGUCACUGGCGAGUACAAAUGGACGAGCCCAGAAGGUCAGGACUUCGUGGUGCAGUACGUGGCUGAUGACAAAGGUUUCCGCAUCGUCAACUCGAACGCUGUGCCCGUGAACAGCGACGGCGUGCGAGCUGAUGGCGCUCAGGGCGACCUCGAUGGUGACUCCAACGAACGAGACGAUUAAACCGAAUGAAUCUUUUCGAUAAUUCAAUAAUAAUCGAUAAUUUGGUUUCAUCGAAAUUUAAAAAUAACGACGAGAUUACAGUUUAAGAAGAUUGAAUUUUAGCCGUUAGAGCUGGAAGACGAUCGUUCAGUUUUCUCUGAUAAUCAAGAGCGUGAGUUAAUAUAAAUGAUCGCCUGUAAUACGGUCAGGAGCAUUGGUUUUAAUUCUCACAGGUGCGCUAGUAACAACUUGAGAUGAACCAGAAUGGAUAAAAGGAUGUGAAAAACCUUGAAAGAAAGUGUGCAUGUACCUAUUAUAGCCACCUUCAGUUAUAAUGAUCCUAACAUCAGCAUAAUCUUUUAAAUAGUGUAGUGUAAAUAACGUAGAUUUGUUCUGUGACUGCCGAGUGAUAGAUAGUCUCAUGCCCGCAUUUAUCAUCCGUUCCUCAUGAUAUCAAAUCUUCAGAUGAAUAUAUUUAUAACCUCAGAA